This is a messenger RNA of Alosa alosa (allis shad), 2460 nucleotides long. RefSeq names its product sphingomyelin phosphodiesterase 4-like. The transcript has 18 exons. Gene Ontology annotation, molecular function: sphingomyelin phosphodiesterase D activity. The record is from RefSeq and is a predicted model, not a curated record. Bases 71 to 2422 code for a protein of 783 amino acids. Gene Ontology annotation, biological process: glycerophospholipid catabolic process; sphingomyelin catabolic process; ceramide biosynthetic process. Lineage: Eukaryota; Metazoa; Chordata; Actinopteri; Clupeiformes; Clupeidae.
AGUACCAAGAACACUGCCACACAGUAUCUUACCAAACUGCCAUCCAAGUCCAACUUUGCCAUUUGCAGUAAUGGGGGAGAAGGUUCUAGAGAGCUUGAAACAAGAUUGGACGUUCAUGGCAAUUCAGCAACAACAUCAAGAGUUGGCGAAAGUAAUCGAGGAGUAUCAAGCCCAGGACCUCCAUGGGCUCUUCCCCUGGAUGCUGGAGCAGGUGUGUGGGAGUCUGGAUGGUUCCACUGUUGGCUGGGAUCUCCUGCGGUGUCACAAAGGGGAUGCUAUGAGGAAGCUCUUGCAACCAAGUGGCCCACUGAUGAGACUCACGCUCGGCCUGCAAGACUACUCCUAUGAAGUUCCCUUGGUCUCCUUACCGAGUCCUGUGAGGGAAUCGUUAUCUCAGGCUGAUCUUGCACUCAGUCCCAUGUUCCAGGACAAGCUGCAAACCCAAAACCAGGCCUUAUCUCUCAAUAGUUUUGAAAUCCACAUGCUGUAUUUGGCAUCCACUCUCGUUGCACAAAAAUUGUCCCCAGGAAAGCAGUUGAAUGUGGCUAAAAGCGUGUAUUUCCUCUUGAUGGAGGACUAUCUGACUCACUUCCUGCCUCUGUGGGGCAGUAUGCCAAUAUAUCCCAAUGAGGAUGCCACAGUGGGGGAUUUAACAUUGGGAAGGUCGUGGUUGAACAACCAGUCCACAGGUAUGUUUUCCUUGAGAACCAGGAACCUAAUAAGAAGUCAGGCCUCCAAAAAAGCAGAACAAGCCUGCCAAGACAACUGGGCAUCGUGGACAAUGUUACAGAUCUUUGUGGAGAUCUGGAUGGCAGACUUCAACACGCAGGGAGAGCGUCCUGGUGAUGUGACAAAACAGCAGGUGCUACUUCCCAGCGAGGCCCACAUGUUGGCACUCAGGCAGCUGCUGAAACACCUCCAUGCUUUUUCUGGACGAUCGAUGCAAAACCCUGACAUGGGCGAGGUUGGGUUAAUCUCCGGCCAGGUUCUCCACUUGAUCCAGAGUAAAGUGUUCUCUCUUCUCCAGCACUGUUUCACGCACUGGCCACUGGAUCCGUCCUUCAGAGUCGCACUGGAGACAUGGUUGAGCUACAUUCAACCGUGGAGAUACGCUGAGCACAAAAAGCAAGUCUGCAGAGAGCCAACAGGAGGCGCUGAUGAGCACUGGUCUCAUUUUGUGCAAGAGAACCUCCAGGUGUACUCUGCUAUCUUCCGGAUGUUUCUGCGGAGGGCGUCCUGUGCAGACCUCACCGAGUCUUCCCACGCCCUUAUGCUGUUCAGAGUGACCAAAGUGUUUGCCCAGCCCUGGCUGCCUCGACUGAUUCACACCGGAGAACAGCAACAAAUGAAUCAACACCUCCUCUCUCCUGCUGUGCAGAAUCCAAAGAAUUUCCAGACGUCAGUGAGGACAAACAUGCGUCGCCAUGGAGAGCUACAAGGUUCUCACUGCGUAUCUAUGUUUGAUUCAGAGACACACUCACAGGUGCUGCAGCUGCUGCAGAAGAUUUUGCAGGCACGGUGUUCUGUCAACCAGGCCUCCCUCGCUACCCAGCCAAGAAUAUGGCCAUUUUGUCCUGCAUGGUUCUCCUUCCCAUCACAAGGGACACCAGUGUCAAGAAAUGAGGGAGAUGAAGUGCACACAUCUAUCCUGAAUACAACAGAGCUUCUGGACAGAGCCAAACUUCUCCUCUGUCAGAUCUUUAAGUUGAGUGCCGAGAUGAUGGUGAGUUUUGGAGCCGUGGAGGAAGAGGAGGAGCUUCCUGACUGUGUUGAGGGAGAGAACGGACUCGUUCUAACUGACCUGGGACGGAUGCAAAUUAUUAACGAAGUGCGCAGGGUCAGGGUGCAGUAUGGAGGAGACCCUGACCUUCAGCCUGUCAGAAGCUAUGAGAGCACUCUUCUGGUGAAGCUUAUGGCCUGGAUUACCUCACAUAUCAACAAACAGUUUGGGAGCCAGAUGGUGGUCCUGUGUUCACGGCAAGACCUGGUGGGUAGCAUUUGUCGACACCUGUUACUCUGCCCGCUUGACGAAAGCGAAAGGAUCCAGAAGAGCCUAGUGGCGGUGAGGCCGCGUCAAGUGCAGCGACAGCAUCAGCAGGUGCCACGCGUCAGCCUGCGUGUGUUGGCCAGCUACCGCACGCUACUCUCCCUGCUGCUGGUGUACGUCCUGGGCUGUGCGCUCUGCUCGAACCCCCUGCUCCUCUGCGGCCUGGUGGUGAUGCUGCUGACUGUGCUGGAUCCCCUGAGUCCCAGAUUGUCCCGCUGGAGCAGGAAGUACAAACACGUGCUCCAGGUGGUGCCACGACUGACUACGGGUUUGAUACUGGUGCGUCAACCUCGCAAUCGUGUGGCAAGAGGAGAAUCAUUUCAAAUGAGGGAAGCAACAAUGAACAAAGAACAUUAUUUUGUUUUAGAUAAAUAAAAUAAUUCGCCGCUAGCGAAGCUAGUGAAGCGCUCAUA